This is a messenger RNA of Talpa occidentalis (Iberian mole), 2230 nucleotides long. It is a transcript of the gene SASH3, whose product is annotated as SAM and SH3 domain containing 3. NCBI's taxonomy places the organism in Eukaryota, Metazoa, Chordata, Mammalia, Eulipotyphla, Talpidae. The record is from RefSeq and is a predicted model, not a curated record. Bases 159 to 1301 code for a protein of 380 amino acids. Gene Ontology annotation, molecular function: protein binding. The transcript is spliced from 8 exons. Gene Ontology annotation, biological process: positive regulation of adaptive immune response; positive regulation of immunoglobulin production; positive regulation of B cell proliferation. Gene Ontology annotation, cellular component: cytoplasm; nucleus.
GGCCAGCACCCCCAAGCUGCCACUCAAGCAGUCAGAGUGGCAGCCAGCAGCUCAGUCCAUGCUGUCCCCUCGGGUCGGUGCUCUUGAGGCUGAAAAAGAGGCCUCUGUACCUUGACUCCCAGGAGAGCAGAGACCGACCGUCAAGGGGGUAGAGGACCAUGUUGCGCCGCAAGCCUUCCAAUGCCAGCGAGAAGGAGCCUGCUCAGAAGAGAAAGCUCUCACUUCAGCGCUCCAGCAGCUUCAAGGAUUUUGCCAAAUCCAAGCCCAGCUCCCCUGUGGUGAGCGAGAAGGAAUUUAAUCUGGAUGAUAAUAUUCCAGAAGAUGACUCCGGUGUCCCUGCCCCAGAGGAUCCUGGGAAAAGUGGCAAAAAGCUGGGGAAGAAAUGGAGGGCUGUCAUUUCCCGAACCAUGAACAGGAAGAUGGGCAAGAUGAUGGUGAAGGCCCUGUCAGAGGAGAUGGCAGACACGCUGGAGGAGGGCACAUCCUCCCCGACAUCUCCAGACGGCAGCCUGGACAGCCCUGGUCCUGAGAAGAUGGGGCUGGCCUUCUCUGAGCAGGAGGAAGGUGAGCUCCCGACACUCAGCCGCCAGGCUUCCACCGGCAGUGAGCUCUGCAGCCCCAGCCCAGGUUCUGGUAGCUUCGGGGAGGAGUCUCCUGCACCCCAAUACACAGGACCCUUCUGUGGCCGGGCGCGAGUCCACACCGACUUCACUCCCAGCCCCUAUGACCACGACUCACUGAAACUUCAGAAAGGUGAUGUGAUCCAGAUCGUUGAAAAGCCACCAGUGGGUACAUGGCAGGGCCUGCUCCAUGGCAAGCUGGGCUUUUUCAAGUUCAUCUAUGUGGAUGUGCUGCCCGAGGAGUCUGUGGGACCUUCCCGCCCUAGCCGCCGGCAGAGCAAGGGCAAGCGGCCCAAGCCCAAGACUCUGCAUGAGCUGCUGGAGCGCAUCGGCCUGGAGGAACACACGUCCACCUUGCUGCUCAACGGCUACCAGACACUGGAGGACUUCAAAGAGCUGCGGGAAACACACCUCAACGAGCUGAACAUCAUGGACCCACAGCACCGGGCCAAGCUGCUCACGGCCGCGGAGCUGCUGCUGGACUACGACACCGGCAGCGAGGAGGCGGAGGAGGGCGCAGAGAGCAGCGAAGAGCCAGUGGCGCACACAGUGCCAGAAGCCAAGGUGGACAUCCCUCGAGACUCAGGCUGCUUCGAGGGCUCAGAGAGUGGGCGUGACGAGGCGGAGCUGGCCAGUGCCGAGGAGCAGCUGCAGGGCCUCUCCCUGGCAGGGACACCCUGAGGUGGCAGCAGUAGGACCCAAGCAGCAACAGCCUCCAGGAUGGAGCCAGGACACUGACCCUGGCCCUCCAAGGGCGCCUGCCACCCCCAGUCCUACAGACUUGACCAGAGUGGAUGAGAAGUAGUGCGAGGGGACAAGCCCCUUGCCCUGCCCCCUCCCUCCACCAGCUACUGACAGCACAGUCCUUCCAGGCACCCUGCUCCAGCUGCAGCAAUGGCAAGUGGGGCACUGACAAGCCAUCUUGCCCUUGUCCCUCACCACCAUGGCCCCCCAAACGCACACCACCUCCACUGUCACCCAGCUCCUGAAAAGAGAGCCAAGUGCAUAUUUCGGUCAAGCUAACAGGUAGGGAAGCUGGCCGUUUCCAAGAACCCUAAGUGACCAGAAGUAGACCCCAGUUUCCACUAAAUAAGAUCUGAAGAAACAGAUAUCUUUCCCCACUUUUCUUUUCCGUCACUUUCAUGACCACUAAAUCGCUAUGUCAUUUGCACCAACGCCUGCUCCCAUCUGAGGGUAGGUCUGAUUAGAAGGCAUAGUCCUGAGCACCUUGCUGGCCCUGACAUUCUCUCCUGUUACCUGUGAGCUGCAGCACUGAUAAGGUCCCCGAGGAGGCAGAGGCACCCAAUGAAGUAGGUGCUCCUCCUCACCCAUUCCAUAUUGCCCCACAUAAAGCAGGCAAAUGAGCAACUUCCGCCAGCCCAGAACAGGGCUGCAAACACUCAGCACCCUUCCUAGGCCCCAAGAGCCCGCCACAUCUAGGAUUGCCUGCUUAGUGGACACACGUCUGGAUCUGCCACCAGAAACCUAGGUAGAAGCUAGCUUUCGGGAAGGGUCUGGUAUAAACAGAAGGCGGGGGGGAGGGAUAUAGGUUCAGCAAUAACCAGCAAUGGCCAGAAGCACAGAACACCUAAGCACAAUAAAAUACCUGC